UCCUUACAGUAAAAGCUGCUGUGUCAAACUUCCGUGUGAACGCUUGAUCAUUACAAAGGAUCCUCCCCCUUUCUGUUCUUGAAAUGCAACAAAAUACAACAUAUCGUUAAACCGCGUUAAACUAGCGUUUCACGUUUCAUAAUGGUUUGGAUUCGGUCCACCUGCUACGGUAAAUGCAAUCUCAAUCUCUAUUGUCACGUCUGAGAAAACACGUGGAGGGGGUGUGUUUCAGAGCAGUGGGGACAUCCCUUGUCGGGAGUUGAGAAACACCCAUUUUUAUAAACACCACAGCACAAAGAGACUUCACACCAGUUGUGGAGGAAGCAGCAAACAGCUAUUGAAAAUACAUCCAGUGUUUGAGGGCUAUGACCUGCAGGUCUCGAUGGACUUGGCCCUUGUUUUAGUGUUGCAAGUUCUAUUUCAGCCAGCUCUCUCAGCUGUCUUGUUCACUGUGGAGGCAGAACAAAGCUUGUAUGAAUCAGAGUUCGGAGGAAAUGUUGAGUUGGGCUGCAGCUUUCAGCCUAAACUAUCCUCUCCUCAUGCUGACCUAAAGGUGACCUGGAAUCGGAUCCCCUCUGCAUCGGCUGGGCACAUUUACUGGAUGGAUAAUGGGAAGGAGCUCACAGACUCCCAGGAUCCAGACUAUCGGGGCAGAGUGAAGCUUCUCAAAGAGGAGCUGAACAACGGCUUGGCAAAGUUACAGAUCUCCAGACUCAGAAUCAAUGACUCUGGGAGGUACCAGUGUUUGGUGGAGACAUCAGAAGGAGCUGAUUAUAAAGCCAUAACUCUAUCCGUUAAAGCACCUUAUAGAGAUGUUACCAAACACAUUGGUAAAUCUAAAGAGGAUGAGGUGCUGCUAAGUUGUCAGUCCAAGGGAUAUCCUGAGUCCUCUGUUGUGUGGCAGGAUGGGAACAUGCAGAGACUCAAUGCCAACACAAGUGCUGUAUCAACAACGGAGCAGCUCUUUAUUGUCACGAGUCAGAUCCGUGUCAAAUCACCAGACAAAAACAAUUACACUUGUAGCUUUACCAGGGACGGCUACUCUGCAACAUUUAAGAUUCCAGAUGACUUUUCUGCUUCUCAUGAAAGAAGUGAUGCUGUCAUCAUUACAUUGUGCCUGGCUGUGAUGGUGUUUAUCAUUAUCAUUGCAGUUCUCAUGUAUCGACGAAAAGGGUGCAGAAAUGCCGUCACCAGGAACCUUUGUGUCAAUGGAGGUGGAAGAAAUGUCUUGCCUGCUUUUUGCCUGCAAAUACAGAGAGAAAAUGAGGAGGAGAAAAUUACUUUUAAUGAAGGCUGCAUGGAAGAAAACCUUGGAGCAUUUUUGAAAGCUCAUUACCUUAAUCUCCCCUUCACUCAAAUGCCGAGACAGUACUGGGAAGCUUUCGGUGUGGAGGUGCUGCCUCACAGGCUGCAAAACAAUGAGGGCCAGCCUGUGAAUCUCCAAGCUUUACUCCCAGAAGUGGGAGAAACUCUUCUUCUCGAGGGAGCUCCAGGGAGUGGGAAGACAACAUUAGCCCAAAUCCUGGUCUCUUCUUGGACUGAGGGACCAGACCAUGCCUUCCCUAACCUCCUUGACCUCAGCGCUGUGCAACUUUUGCUCUACAUGGACUGCAGCAGAGCGAAGAGUGACUUGUUUCAGGAAAUGAUGACUCAGCUCCACACAGAAAAGAUCUCAAAAGAGGAGGAGCUGAGGACCGUGUUGACCCGGUCCAAGGAAGCUCUGCUGUUGUUGGACGGGUAUAAAGAAGGGGAACAGAUUUUUGAUGAGUCAUUGAGGAGGUUUCUGAAUGAACCAGAAGGAUGUAGGGUGCUGGUUAUGGCUUGCACAGGACAUUGCGAAAAGUUGAAAGAAAUAAUUGGGACAGGACUGGUGGAGCUCCAAACAGACACUGACACACUGAGCUAACAAAGAGAACAGGGAUUAGCGCUUGUUACAUUAUAAACAAACAUUUGAAUGAUAUAGGUUUUUUUACAUUACCUCUUUUAUACCCUGUGGUCAGAUUUUUUAGAUGCCCAAGUAUGCUGCAGAACUUGUUUAAGUCGAUAUAUGUAAAUUGCACAAUAAAAACUGCUUUUCUAUUCUUUUGUGAA
Molecule: messenger RNA, 2091 nt
Organism: Notolabrus celidotus (New Zealand spotty)
Lineage: Eukaryota; Metazoa; Chordata; Actinopteri; Labriformes; Labridae
Exons: 10
Coding region: 383-1906 (507 amino acids)
Biological process (GO): cellular response to lipopolysaccharide; T cell costimulation; positive regulation of T cell proliferation
Cellular component (GO): external side of plasma membrane
Source: RefSeq, a predicted model, not a curated record